Molecule: messenger RNA, 3288 nt
Organism: Peromyscus maniculatus bairdii (prairie deer mouse)
Lineage: Eukaryota; Metazoa; Chordata; Mammalia; Rodentia; Cricetidae
Gene: Rbbp9
Product: RB binding protein 9, serine hydrolase
Molecular function (GO): hydrolase activity
Source: RefSeq, a predicted model, not a curated record
UUCCCAGAAGGCCUCUGUGCGGGCUCUGGGCCGGAUGCAGUCUAGGUCUGAGCUCUGCUGGUCCGAGCUGGGCUGGGGUCUCUGGCUUUGCAUUUAUGGAGGUCCCUAGCAAGGCAGUGAUUGUUCCCGGGAACGGAGGCGGGGAUGUGGCCACCCACGGCUGGUACGGGUGGGUGAGAAAGAGGCUGGAACAGAUUCCUGGUUUCCAGUGUUUGGCUAAAAACAUGCCUGACCCAAUUACAGCCCGAGAGAGCAUCUGGCUGCCCUUCAUGGAGACAGAGCUGCACUGUGAUGAGAAGACCAUCAUCGUAGGCCACAGCUCCGGGGCCAUCGCAGCCAUGAGGUACGCAGAGACACAUCAGGUAUAUGCCCUUGUAUUGGUGUCUGCGUAUACUUCAGACUUGGGGGAUGAAAACGAGCGUGCAAGUGGGUACUUCAGCCGCCCCUGGCAGUGGGAGAAGAUCAAGGCCAACUGCCCUCACAUUGUACAGUUUGGCUCCACUGAUGACCCCUUCCUUCCCUGGAAGGAACAAGAAGAAGUGGCAGAUAGGCUGGAUGCCAAAUUGUACAAGUUCACCGACCGUGGUCACUUUCAGAACACAGAGUUUCAUGAACUGAUUAGUGUGGUGAAGUCUAUGCUCAAAGUACCAGAAUAGUGAGGAUGAUGCCUGCCCUGUAACGUGCCAGGAUGGGGUAGAAGAGCAUAUGUUAUCCCAGUACUAGACAUGUAAUGUCUGGUUAAGUGCCUGAAAAACAAGCCUGUUUGAACACUCACACUAAGUUACUAGCAUCUUCAGUUCCCACAGAACUUGAAUCUUCUUGAAAAGCUGUAACUAUAGCAGUAUUUUUUCCUUGUACUGAUAAGGGACACAGGGUGUUUGUUUAGCCAUCCUGUUGAUCCAAAGAGUAAGUCUGAAGUAGAACCAGACAUGGUGGUGUGUCCCUAUAAUCCCAGCACUUCAGAAGAGAAAGCAGGGGACCAGGAGAUGAAGGCUAGCCUCACCCUGUCUCAGAAAAGAAAGAACAAAUAGACCCGGGUAUCCUGAGUCUCAUUCCAAAUUAUAACUCAGUAGCUUUUGCAAAGUGUUACCCACUCCUGAGACCCUAGUACUUGGGAAGCUGAAGGUGGAUCUUGAAUUUGCCUACCUAUGCUAAAUAUUUAACAAAACUGUCUUCAAAAAACAAAAACAAAAGAAAAACUAAACAGGUUUUCAUGCAAAGUAUAUGAGUGACAUCUUUUCCUUUUUGAAAUAAAAUUUUUCUGUUACUGGGGGGAAGUAAACAUGAUUAAAGGUCCAAAAUGUUCUUAGAACUCAAAAGUCUAGCUGUUGCUUCAAGCUGGCUCAGGGUAGUAAACUCAAACUUGGGUCUUCAUCACUCAAAUCCCUGACCCCACCCCAGUCCCUAGGUCCUUCUGACAGGUUGAGGGACCAACAUAUAAGGAUGUGAGUCAGGAAGCUCCAGGGGACAGAUAUCUGCAUAGCCUGCCACCUGUAUUCCAACUUAAGACUAGCAGGAUUAGGUCAUGUGGGAGUGCUGUAAUACAGAAAUGUGACAAAUAUCUGUCUUUUUUUUAAAGCUGGGGAACAUAUACAUGUAUGUGUGUGUGUAUGAAUUAUGCUAGCUGUCAACACUGUAAAAGGUCUGCAAAAGCUACAAGACCAGCUUGGUCUACAGAGUAAGUUCUAGGACAGCCAGUACUACACAGAGAAACCUUGUCUCAAAGAAAGGCCUAAGGUAACCAAAAUGAACAUAAUGCUAAACGGUGGAAAACAAGGGGGCAAUUAGUACUGUUAAGUAUCUUCAAAAAGAACUUCUCCACGAUUCAAGUUUAAUUCUGUAGAGUUCAACCUUUUAACUUCUAGAGAUCAUUUAAGCAUCAUUCCAGAUUUUUCUUAUAUUCACCAAAAAAGAACCCCUUUUAAAAAGUACUUUUAUAUUAUCAUAUAUUUGAUGUAUAAAAUGGUUUCAUUAUGACAUGUUCACUCAUGUUUAUAAUGUACUUUGAUCAUAUGUAAAAAAUAAAAAUAAAACCUUUAUUUCCCAGAAUUUCCUGACUGUUGUGAUGCUAAAGCUCUCCAGUGUACUUAAACUUGAUGACACAGAACCUGUGACAGAUAUAGAAAUGUGAUUUUCCACACUUUUAUCCCUAGAUGGGGUGCAAAGCUGUUGUGAAAUGAUUUGGGGGUUUCUAAAUGCAAUAUAAGUCACAAAAUACUCUUUAACUUUUAACAAUAUGUAUCUUUGGAGAGAAAGACAACCAUAUAGGUCUACUCUAAGUGUUCACGUGAGAAUGGAUAAUAUCAGGAAUAGUUAUCAAGUGAAUGUAUGUAUGUAUGUAUGUUUUUUGAGACAGGAUUUCUCUGUGACGCCCUGGCUGUCCUAGAACUCCCUCUGUAGAGGGAGUUGAACUCACAGAGAUCCUCCUGCCUCUGCCUCCCAAGUGCUGGGAUUAAAGGCGUGUGCCACCACCUGGCAAGUGAAUAUUAUUUUUACCCUGUGGCAGAAAACAAAUUGUGAACUAAUGUUAUUUAUAUGUUAAUGACUUUAAGAAUUCAAAAACAAAAGCAGAGGAAAAUAAUUAUUAAUCUCAAAUGCAAGCAGAUUAUAGGUUUGGUCCAAUCACUGCUAAGGAGCCUGCUUCCAUUAGAUUUAUCUAUUAAUGUUUUUAAAUUAAUUUUUUUAACCUAACUUUAAAAUGAGUUGUUAAAAUCUUAAUUGUAAACUAAUACAUUUCAGUGUGAGAUUCAGAAAUUCCUGGAGGGAGAGAAUACAAGGAAGCUCUCUCUCUGUUGAGCUGUGCUAUCUAAUAUAAGCAAUAUCCACAGGCAACUAAAUAAAGCCUUGUUUCUUAAUCACUUGUUUCAAGUGCUGACUAGCCAGCUGGCUCGAGGUUACUGUACUAAACACCAAAUACCGACUGUUUCCAUCAUGAUAGAAAAUGCUACUUGCCCAGAUGUUAUAGUGCAUACCUCUAACCCAGCAGGAGGGAGGUAGAGGCGGGAUUGAGUUCAAGAUCCUGUCUUACUGGAGCACACUGCUGCAGGGCACAUAUUCUGUAUCCGUCCUUCACCUGCCAUAUAGUAAAUCUGCCACCACUUCUUCCCUUCACUGUUGAGCUGAUGGUUGGGCCAGGGCCCUCAUACCAAGCGUGUGCUCCAUCAUGGAAUUGAACUGUUUGACCCUUUGCUUAAUCACCAUCAAAACCCUUAUAUAAAACAUUUAUUGACAAACUGGAAGUUUCAUGUAAGAAUUCACAUAACGAUUCAUUAAAAACCAUUAAAAGUA